This is a messenger RNA of Raphanus sativus (radish), 2194 nucleotides long. RefSeq names its product subtilisin-like protease SBT4.2. The record is from RefSeq and is a predicted model, not a curated record. Bases 1 to 2163 code for a protein of 720 amino acids. Gene Ontology annotation, biological process: proteolysis. The transcript has 10 exons. Gene Ontology annotation, molecular function: serine-type endopeptidase activity. NCBI's taxonomy places the organism in Eukaryota, Viridiplantae, Streptophyta, Magnoliopsida, Brassicales, Brassicaceae.
AUGGCUUCACUUGGCUUGAUCCUCUAUCUUUCCUCGAUUCUUCUAAUGAGCCUGUGUCAGCUUCCUACAGCUAUUGAAGAUGAUAGAAAGGUGUAUAUUGCUUACAUGGGAGCUCUUCCUGAAAAAGCUUCUAAUUACUCUCCUUUGUCUCACCAUCAGAAUAUCCUUCAAGAAAUUAUUGAAUUAAGUUCCGUAGAAGAUUAUUUGGUCAGAAGCUAUGGAAGAAGUUUCAACGGUUUUGCAGCCAAACUCACUGAAUCUGAAAGAGACAAGCUUGCUGGCAUGGAAGGUGUGGUUUCGGUCUUCCCAAACACCGUUUAUAAGCUUCUUACGACAAGAUCUUACGAGUUCAUGGGACUUGGUGACAAGAGCAAGCAUGUCCCUAACAUCGAGACUGAUAUAAUAGUUGGUGUGAUUGACGGCGGAAUCUGGCCUGAAUCCAAGAGCUUUUCAGACGAAGGCAUUGGCCAAAUACCCAAAAAAUGGAAAGGAAUUUGCGCUGGAGGAACUAAUUUCACAUGCAAUAGGAAAGUGAUUGGAGCACGACAUUAUGUGCAAGACUCAGCAAGGGACAAUGCUUCACACGGGUCACACACGGCUUCAACUGCUGCCGGAAACAUAGUAAAAGGAGUCAGUAUGAAGGGUUUGGCCAAAGGAACUGCCAGAGGCGGUGUGCCUUUAGGUAGAAUAGCUAUUUACCGAGUUUGUGAGCCAGCAGGUUGCAAUACCGUAUCAUUGUUAGCUGCAUUUGACGAUGCUAUUGCCGAUGGGGUUGAUGUUAUAACCAUUUCCAUUGGAGGUGCUGGUGUUCCUAAAGUCGAUGUUGAUCCUAUCUCUAUUGGAUCAUUUCAUGCGAUGACCAAAGGGAUUGUCACGACAGCUGCUUCUGGGAACGAUGGCCCUAAACUUGGAACUGCUGACAACGUUGCACCCUGGGUCAUAUCAGUGGCUGCCGGUUCAACUGAUCGAAAAUUUGUUACUACUGUUGUUAAUGGAGAUGGCAUACCCUUACUUGGAAAAUCGAUCAAUAACUUUGACUUAGAGGGACAAAAGUAUCCUUUGGCGUACGGAAAAACUGCUUCAAAUAACUGUACAGAGGAGCAAGCAAGGGGAUGCGCUAGUGGUUGCCUGAACAUGGUGCAGGGUAAGAUCGUUGUGUGUGAUACUUGGAAUAAUGUUAUGGAAUCUAGAGAAGCGGGUGCAGUUGGAACCAUUCUUCACAUAAAUAAUGUUAAUAUUCCUGGUCCUGAUCCAAUUCCGGUCGUAGUCUUAGAUGAUACCAAUUACGAAGCAUUCAGAUCUUACGUGCUCACCUCACCGAACCCUCGAGGAACUAUAUUGAGGAGUGAGACAGUUAAGGACAACGAUGCUCCGAUCGUUGCUUCCUUCUCUUCUCGUGGUCCAAACAUUCUCUUUAGCGAUAUCAUGAAGCCUGACAUUACGGCUCCAGGAGUGAAUAUAUUGGCAGCAUAUUCACCGAUGACUCCAACUGCAGUUCCUGGACAAAGCAUGGAUUACUAUUUCAUGUCCGGAACAUCCAUGGCUUGCCCUCAUGUCGGAGGUGUAGCGGCUUACAUCAAAACAUUCCAUCCUGAUUGGUCUGCUUCUGCUGUCAAAUCUGCUAUCAUGACUACUGCUUGGGCAAUGAACGCAUCCAAAAAUGCAGAAGCUGAGUUUGCAUACGGAUCUGGACAUGUUAACCCUAAAGGCGCAGUUGAUCCAGGGCUUGUUUACGACAUAUCCAAAGAGGAUUACUUAAACAUGCUCUGCUCUUUGGACUACUCAGACAAAGGCAUUAGUAAUCUCGCUGGUGGAGCCUUUACUUGUUCCAAGAAAUCAAAGCUCAGCGUGAGAGAUCUCAACUACCCUUCAAUGACAGCCAAAGUUUCAGCUUCUUCAUCUUCAGAUAUCACAUUUUCAAGAACGGUCACAAAUGUUGGGAAAAACGGAUCUACUUACAAGGCAAAAAUGGCUGGGGAUCCUAAACUCCACAUCAAGGUUGAUCCUGAAACACUCUCUUUCAAAUCAUCAGGGGAGAAGAAAUCUUUCACGGUUACAGUCUCUGGCAAGAGUCUUACGGGUAUUUCUGGUAUUGUGUCUGCCUCUUUGGUUUGGUCGGACGGAUCACACAAUGUGAGAAGUCCUAUUGUAGUGUAUACUUAAUUAGGCUUUGAUCCAAAACCGAACACAUUAG